CAAUCACGAGAGGAAAAUUUAUAGAGAGAAGAAGAGAAAUUUUCUGAGUUUAUCAAUCUGUUAUUGAUGGAUUGAGAACCGAUUUUUAUUGCAGUCAUGUAAUUGAUCCUCCUUAGCUAACUUAAGUUCUAACUAAGCUAAGCAAUACAACUAUUAAUUAUUUAAUUUAAUGGACCUUGAUAAUGAGACCACAGAACUGAACUACCCUUUAAAAAGUGGGCCAUUUGGUGGCUUGAUGACAGAGAAGGACAUUAAUACAUGAAUCCAUUUUACACAUGCACGUGAUCACGUACAUAUUGGAUAGCUACAUUAUAUGCUUUCUAUUUGCUUGCAAAUACACAAUUUUGCACUUCUACAAAUUAAGACCACACAUUUUUAGCUAUCAUACCUCACUAAAAACUCCAAGUAAGGAAACAAUUAGAAGAGAGAUCAUAUGGAGCAAGAGAAAACAAUAUCACUAGUCGCAAAAAAAAAAAAAAAAAAAAAAAAAAAAAAAAAAAAGAAGAAGAUGGAGAAACAAGAGAAAGUCCAUGUACUAGUACUUCCAAUUCCAGUUCAAGGCCAUAUAAAUCCAAUGCUCCAGUUUGCAAAGCGCCUAGUAUCCAAGGGGCUGAAAAUCACACUAGUUACGGCCUUCAUUAACGCCGAGUCCAUUCAAGCGCGAGCCGGAGAAAUCGAAAUUGAGAACAUUUCUGAUACAACAGAAGUAGACAGAGAUGUAAGUAAUGCCGAAGCUUUUCUCAAGGAGUUCCAUGAGCUUGUAUCUCUAAAGCUACCACAAGUCAUAGAGAAACUAAAGUACACUGGUAAUCCGGCGGGUUACCUUAUCUACGACUCCGUCGCACCACAGGCCCUAGACAUUGCCAAACAGCUUGGCCUCCCCGGAGCCCCGUUCUUCACCCAAUCGUGUGCCGUGAAUGUCCUAUUCUACAACAUGCCUCAAGGCCUGCUGCGAGUGCCCGUGGAGGACAAGGAGCCCCCCAUGUCCAUGACGGGGUUGCCUCAGCUGGAGCUAUUUGACUUGCCAUCUUUUGUUUAUGAUAUGGUGUCAUAUCCAUCCUUGUUAGCCAAUCUGGCUAACCAGUUUUCCAACUUUAGAGAAGCCGAUUGCAUCUUUUUCAACACUUUUGAGAGCUUGGAGGAAGAGGUGGUGAGCUGGGCAGCGAGCCAGUGGCCAGUCAAGAACAUAGGGCCAACCAUUCCAUCAAUGUACUUAGACAAGCGAUUACAGGACGACAAAGAUUACGGGCUCAGCCUCUUCAAACCUGAAGCUGAGACUUGCAGAAAGUGGCUAGACUCAAAGGAUGAUAAGUCGGUGGUUUAUGUGGCGUUCGGGAGCUUGGCGGCACUGGGAGAAGAUCAAAUGGAAGCAAUAGCACGAGGCCUCAAAAGGAGCAACAGACAUUUCCUGUGGGUGGUCCGAGAGACAGAGCUGAAAAAGCUUCCGAGCAACUUCAUGGAGGGGACGGUGGAGAAAGGCCUGGUGGUGACAUGGAGCCAUCAAUUAGAAGUCUUGGCACACAAGGCAGUGGGGUGCUUCGUGACUCACUGCAGUUGGAACUCAACGACGGAGGCACUGAGUUUGGGAGUGCCGAUGGUGGCCAUACCACAGUGGAGCGACCAACCCACCAAUGCAAAAUUUGUUAUGGAUGUCUGGCGGGUGGGGUUGAGGGCAAAGGUGGACCAAAGGGGACUGAUAACAAGCGAAGAAAUUGAGCUGUGUAUCAGGGAAGUCAUGGAGGGGGAGAGAGGGUUAGAGAUCAAGAGGAACUCAGAGAAGUGGAAGCAGCUAGCUAAAGCAGCAGUAGAUGAAGGUGGAAGCUCCGACAAAAACAUCGAAGAUUUCGUUGCAGAUCUUGUCUGCUCCUGAAAUGCUCUGUGCCUCUGUCUCUAUAUGUCUCAAAGAUAUAUCUGGUAGUUUUGAGACUUUUCUAUAUAUGCACGCAUACUUGUGUGAGAAAUAAUCCUUGUUUUAGCAACUUGCUCUUCGAAAUAAUGAAAAUAAAGAAUAAUAAUAAUAAUUUAUAACAAG
Morus notabilis is the source of this 2032-nucleotide messenger RNA. RefSeq names its product UDP-glycosyltransferase 74E2. Gene Ontology annotation, molecular function: UDP-glycosyltransferase activity. The coding region runs from base 434 to 1870 and encodes 478 amino acids. The record is from RefSeq and is a predicted model, not a curated record. The transcript has 2 exons. Lineage: Eukaryota; Viridiplantae; Streptophyta; Magnoliopsida; Rosales; Moraceae.